CCGACUUGAAACACAUGUUAUCGAUGUUAAAAUCGAUAAUUAAGAAAUUCAAAAUUAUCUGAUAAUGUUUAAAGGAGAAACAAGUGUGCCAGAGUUCAGUUUAGUUUAAAUCUCAUGAUUUUAAAAGAUAAUGAAGUUCAUAAAUUGAUGUAUUAGAAAUGAAUGUAUAUUUACGCAAAAUAAGGCAGGAAAGUGAACAAUGUGCAUAUGAUUCUAGGCACAUGUGCAUAUAUAUAUAUAUAUAUACGUACGUACAGAGAUCAGCACAUGCAUGAAGUGUAUUUGUAGUACGUAAGAGUUUGUCUACUUUUAUUGUUUAGCAGUGCACAGAAUAAACAGAUCUAGUGUUCUAUAAAAUGGUUUUGACCAUCACGUCGCCAUUGCUGCAAGCAUGCUGCAAGUAUGUGUUUCGAACUCCGCUUCGUAACUUCAGAAGACUCGUCGACGUUCAUCCGAGAGUGCAACGAUCGCUUAAGCAAGGAGAAGCCGUUGUUGCCUUAGAAUCGACGAUCAUUACACAUGGCAUGCCUUAUCCACAAAAUAUUGAAACAGCGCAGUCGGUGGAACAGCUUGUUUCUGAAAAUGGUGCGUUAGCAGCAACAAUUGCAAUAAUCAAUGGUCGAAUAAAGGUAGGUCUUACAUCAGAGGAAAUGGAAAAAAUAGCAAAAAAAAAUCGUAAUGAGAUAAUGAAAAUUUCAAGACGAGAUUUACCUUAUUUGGUAGCUACGAGAGGAAGUGGUGGCACAACUGUAGCAGCUACAAUGAUUAUAGCCCACAUGUUAGGAAUAGAUAUAUUUGCUACUGGAGGUGUUGGUGGAGUUCACCGCGAUGGACAUGUUACAUUGGAUAUAUCAGCAGAUCUGGUGGAGUUAGGUCGAACACCAGUCACGGUAGUGUCAAGUGGAAUAAAAUCUAUAUUGGAUAUACCUCGAACUCUUGAGUAUUUAGAGACCCAAGGGGUAUGUGUUGCGACUUAUGGAGUUGAUGAUUGCACUUUUCCUGAUUUCUAUACACGCAAUAGUGGAUGCAAGGUUCCAUACAACCUAAAUGGGCCACUGGAAGCGGCUAACCUAAUAAAAGCUUUGAAGGAGUUAGAUCUAAAGUCAGGAAUUUUGAUCGGUGUACCUGUACCAGAGCAAUUUGCAGCAAAUAAAGAUAUGAUUGUAGCGGCAAUUGAAGAGGCAACGCGUGAAGCAAAAAUUCAGGGAAUUAGUGGCAAGCAAGUAACGCCAUAUUUGUUGGCGGCAAUAGCUAAAAUAACACAGGGUAGAAGUCUAGAUGCAAAUAUUGCGUUGAUUGAAAACAAUGCAUGUGUUGCUGCUCAAAUAUCGCGUGAAUUAUCCAAGCAAAGUAAAAGUUAUAUAUUUGGAGGUGAAUCUGUGCCUGAAUCCGUCUCCACACCCCUAGUGAUUGGUGCCUCAAUUUUAGAUCUCUCAUUAACAAUGGUCGAUGAAAUUCCAAAAGUCCUUGACGGAGCUACGUAUAGUGCAAAGCCAACCGAAUCAGCGGGUGGUGUUGGGCGAAACAUUGCCGAGGGUAUUUUUAAAUUGUAUGGCACAGCAAACUUUAUUUCCAUUGUUGGUGACGACCAACUCGGAAGAAGCUUAUUGAAAAUGAUUCCAAAGCCAUUGAGAAAUUCUGUAAUGGUGGAUGAAGAAUGUGCUACUUCCCUCUGCACUCUACUUUUUGAUAAAACUGGUGACUGCAAAAUCAUUUUAGGAAAUAUGGAUAUUCAUCGUAAAAUUACAGCAGAGAUUAUACAACGACAUGAGGAGUUGAUAAGUUCCGCUCCCAUAAUUGUAAUAGAUAGCAAUCUCUCGUUUGAAGCAAUGGCAUGUGCUCUGCGUCUUGCUCAAAAACAUCGGCGACCGGUGUUUUUUGAACCAACCGAUAUGCGAAUUGCUCACAAGCCGUUUACUCUACCCAGGAAUCUCGCAGAACAGAUUCGAAUUAUAUCGCCAAAUAUUUAUGAAUUGCAUACUAUUGUAGAAGCGAUCACUGGUAAUCCAGUUCGUAGUAAAGUCAACAAUAGUGAUCCAACAGAAAUUUUACUGGAGAAAGCCAAAUAUAUGCUGACACUUGUCCAAGAUAAUUUCGAUUGUAUCAUUCUAACGCUCGGACAACAAGGCGUAUUACUUAGUCUGAAUGGCAAUUUAGCGGCAUCCGGUAAACCAUUGUUUGAUGUAAAGACUGGUUCUUAUUUACCCAUCACGAAAAAUGCCGAAAAGGUUCACGCACUACGGUUUUACAAGGCACCUAAAGUGGAAAACAUUAAAAAUGUGUCAGGGGCAGGUGAUAGUUUUACAAGUGGUUACAUAACAGCACUUUUACGAGGCUAUGACAUGAAAAAAUGUGUAGCGUUGGGAUUUCUGGCGGCAGAACGGGCUCUGCAAUCACGUGCCGCAGUACCGUUACGCUAUUUCAGUGAUGAUAUUGAAGAAACUGCUAGCUUGGAAAUAGCUAUAAAGAACCUCAAGGAAACGUCUUUGUAAGUCUACGUUAUUAGUUAAUAUAUAUGGGAACUAUAUUUUUAUGCCUAUAUAAAAAAUUAACUCUAAUUUAUAUAAUCACAUUUAUAUCAAUAUAUAAAAAAUGUACAUAUCAAUCUUUUAAAGAAAAUUUAUGGGAUUACAUUCAUAUAUAAUUUGGAAUGCAUACUUUUUAAUUCAUCCAAGAAUAUGUGUAAGUGCAUUGUUAAUGAGAGAUAUAGCUAUAUAUGUAAAUUAAAAUCAUUUUUGAAACAACAUUAUUGAUUUUAUAUAAGAAAAAGGUUGACAAUCUUUUUAUUUGGUUUAUUUAUUUAAAACGUUAAUUUUUUAAUAGAAACUGCAUUUGUAAUGAAAUACGAAUACUUCUUUUAAGACUAUUUUUACACAUUAUAUAACUCCUCUGAAUGUAUCCUAAUAAGCCCAUCUGUAACAAAUAAUACAAAUUUAUUAAGUCUAAAGUAACAAUAAUAAAAUAUGCGUCCAAUGAAAAACUGUCAA
Messenger RNA from Bactrocera oleae (olive fruit fly), 2987 nucleotides. RefSeq lists its product as uncharacterized. NCBI's taxonomy places the organism in Eukaryota, Metazoa, Arthropoda, Insecta, Diptera, Tephritidae. Gene Ontology annotation, molecular function: kinase activity; pseudouridylate synthase activity. The record is from RefSeq and is a predicted model, not a curated record.